UUUAUGCAAUAUGGUUGUUGCAGGAAUCCGAAGAUGCCAAUAAUCCAAUCCUGCUGCUGCUGGCGGAGCCUGCGCCGGGGGUGCUACGCCGCCGCCAUCUACACCACGUUUUAUUUCGCCAUCACAAUUGUGACGAUGGGGCACUUUAUAGACGUGGAGCAGCGGUUCCUCUCGGGACAAAUGGAAGAGCCUGAAUCGGAGAGUUUCUUAGCACCAGACAAGAUAACACCCAUAACGGUGUCCCUAAACAUCACCCUGCUGGCGUGCAGUACAGUCGGCCUCAUCUCGUGCCUACUGAUGGGCCUGGGAGUUUAUAAGGACAUCAAGUUCAUGUUGCUCCCGUGGGUGGUGUCGAUGGCGCUGGAGACGGUGGUCGAGCUGGUCAACCUCGUCUACCUCUUCAUCUUGCAGACGAUGGAUUUCAAUCCCAUAACAUCGUUCCUGUUCACAAUGGAUUUCUUCAUCAUCGGUUUGAACGUGUACGCCAUGGUGUGUGUGAUCUCGCAGUUCCAGGAGUACCUGGAGGGCCGGGGCACCGCCGCGCAGGACUACUCCGACCGGCUGGCAUCAGUGCAGUACAUGGGGGCGGCCACGCACACGGCAACCACGUCGACGGCGCCGGGCGCGCGCCGCAAGUCCGCCGGCCGCCCAGCCCCCAGCCGCGUCGAGCCUGACGACUACUCCGAGGCACCCAGCAAGAUCACAUCAGUGCUGUCGAAGCCGAAGUCCGGCAUCAAGAAGCACGUGCAGUUCGGAGACGAGACCAGCUGCAUGGAGGAGGCCUCCGUGGCCGUGCCCGAGGAGCCGGAGAAGCCAGACUCGCGUGUCAUCAGCUCCCUCUGGAUGGAGCUGGAGUCCGAGGCGCCCCCGGAGCGCUGACGGCGUCGCAGCGAGCAGUACUACCGGCCGGUGUCCCGCGCGCGCCUCCAGCGCCGCAAGAUGUCUGCCGCCGGGGUGCCGCCCGCAGCCACCACCGCCACCACGGAACUGUAAAGGACCGCUCUUCGAAGGACUUAGAGCUAUAGUUUACGCUAUCCUGUCUUACUUGGAUCCCUAGUAACGCGUCGGACCAGCUUAUCUUCGAAGGACUUAGAGAUCUUUACUAUGGGUUACGCUAUCCUGUCUUACUUGGAUCUCUAGUAAAGCGUCGGACCAGCUUAAACCGAAUUCUUUGCAUUGGUAGAAGAAUGUAUUGUAAACCUCUUGGGUACCUGUAGAUAUGGAAAUUAAUGAGGGGCAGGUGGAAUCGAGGUGGUUCUACAACGCGACCACACCAAGAAUGUAGACAGAACCCUUCACAUAAUAACCUCGGUCGGGGAAAGAACGGAGAUGUAUAAAUAAAUAACGUAAAUAGGCCCUUGAAAGUGGAAACCGAAGAAGAGAAAGAAUAAAAUGCAGAUUAUUUUGUUUCGUGCAAUAGUGUAACUACCCUUCAAUCCUUUAGUACAACGAAGAAUAGGGUAAGUAUGUCCAUAUUUAAAGUAUCAAUAGGAUACAUUGCUGAAGACUAGGCUACCAACCUUUCAAAUUAAUAUAAUUUUGAGAAAAAUUACAUUCAUAAUUUGCAAAAACAGGGACAGAGUAUGUAUCUUUUAAAGCAAGUCCUUGAGGAAGAUACAGGAAUAAAUUAAUAUCAUAUGGAUGAUCAUGUGAACUGCUUUUUAUCAUAAUAUAUAUGAUUACGAAAUGGUAUUGCAAAUAUCAAGCGCAUCAGAAUUAUAGAAGUUUACCGACUGCAAGUGUAAGAUUAUUAGAUGGAUGUCUAAGCUCUAGGUAUAUCUACUUAGCUUAGAUAGAUUGAUACGAAAACAUUUGAUGGAUGAGUGAAAUUGAUAUGAUAUGAGGAACUAAGAUUUUAUGCAUGGCAAGGCGAUGUAUUUUAGAUAAAAUAAAAAACUUCCUUUUCACAAACUAUGGAGCUUUUACGUAUUGUACUUAUAGAUUUCAUAGAAUGAGGUAUUUUAUGUGCGUCAAUUCUAGAAUAUUUCGAAUUUCCCAAAAACCUGAGCUUUGAUAACGGACGGAGUUAACAUAAUAAAUAGUAACUUAAUAAUAAAUCAGCAAAUAUAAAAAAAUACAAAAAGAAAUAGAAGUAGUCAUGUUAAACAGUGGGUUGAGUGUACCUUCAUACAUAAAUAGUAAAAUAAAAAUUAGGUGUUGUUCAACUGUAAAAUGAUAAUAUCCUUGUUAUAUCACAAAUGUUAAUGUUCCUUGGAUCUCAUGAAUAGUAAAAAUAAUUACCUAUGCUGUAUCAACCAAUUAAUAGAGAUGUUGAAUAAAAUGACUAAUAAGUAAUAAUAAUCGAUCUAUUGCUACAGUUAGUAGAUUUUAUGUAAGUAUAUUUAUUAGUCUACAUCGGAUGUACAUAGACAUAGAGCCUACCUAUACUAAUUUAUAACUCCUGACCACGACUCUAAACUAAGUUAAUUACUUACGUAACGGUAUCAAUAUUUAAACAUCCUACAUUACAGUCAACAAAUGAAAUGUUCCACCAUCGUAUCGUUAUCGAUAUAAACCUUUUUCACUUUUCAGGUAAAUGCGUAUUUUUCUUGUUCACUCUCCGAAAUUAAAUUUACCUACCAAUACUACUUACCUUAUUUUUGAUAGAUACUACGGCUUUAGUUCAAUAUUAGUUAGAAAUUGGUUGUCUGGGUAUCUAUACGUUGUUGGUUGUUACUUAGAUACUUAACCCAAGAAUUAUUUAUUUAAUCAACACUCGCUUAUUUCAAAGCUGUCGCUACCAAAAGAACGGGCCAACAUCUGCGCUAAGAUUCUAUGAAAGAUUUAAUUACUUAACUAAAAUCAAAACUUUGCAAGUAAACCGAAAGAUAAAAUAUCUUAAUGAAAUCAGAAGUUAAUGAACAAAAGACGUCGAUCUUGGCCUGUACCCGAAUUCCUUAUAAGAUCUGGAAUCUUCAGGCGUGGUAAACCCGACUUCAUCGUACAAAGGAAGUGUAUUUAUGAACGGAAAUUAUCUAGGUUGUCUCGUGAGCUAGACUUCGUAGGUAGUCAGGAAGAUGAAGCACUUGAGUUGCCAAAACUAUAGGCACAUAUAGGAAAAUUAAUUUGCUUUAUGAUUUAAGAAGCUCGCCCGUAUCCUAUCUUUCGUUAGAUAUUGUUUAAGUAUUUAAUUUGUGAAAUUAAUUGCUUGUGUACCUACCUACCUAGUACUUACUUUUUUGUAAUAAAACAUGCAUUUUAUGAAUUUGAGUUGUGGCUGUUGCUAUGCAUUGAUUUAGGUUGAAAGGAUCAACUUAGACUCUAACGUACAAAAUUUCGAUAAUAAAAUUGUGCAUAACCUAUUUUUUCACUGUCUUAUUAAAUUUA
Molecule: messenger RNA, 3327 nt
Organism: Plutella xylostella (diamondback moth)
Lineage: Eukaryota; Metazoa; Arthropoda; Insecta; Lepidoptera; Plutellidae
Source: RefSeq, a predicted model, not a curated record